AUGGCCAGCGAGGAUACUGGUCCGGAUACCCCCAAGAGAGAUGUGCGCAACCACAUCCUCUUUGAGAUUGCUACCGAAGUCGCCAACCGCGUCGGUGGCAUCUACUCCGUCCUCAAAUCCAAAGCUCCCGUAACCACGGCCGAAUAUGGCGACCGAUACACGCUCAUCGGACCGCUGAACCGGGCUUCCGCCGAUGUGGAGGUCGAGGAGUUGACUCCCUCGAACCCCCGCAUGGUGGAGACCAUGAACUCCAUGAAGGAGCGCGGCAUCGAGAUGGUGUAUGGUCGCUGGCUGAUCGAGGGAGCUCCCCGAGUCCUUCUCAUUGACACCAGCACCGGAUACAAGUAUUUGGAUGAGUGGAAGGGAGACCUGUGGAACACUUCCGGUAUCCCGUCUCCUGCGUCCGAUGCCGAGACGAACGAAGCGAUCGUCUUUGGUUACCUGGUCGCAUGGUUCUUGGGAGAGUUUAUCGCCCAUGAACGACGACGCGCCGUCGUCGCCCAUUUCCACGAGUGGUUGGCUGGUGUCGCUCUCCCGCUGACCAAGAAGCGCCAUAUGGACUUGACCACCAUCUUCACAACCCAUGCGACACUGCUCGGCCGGUACCUGUGCGCGGGCUCGGUCGACUUUUACAACAACCUGCAGCACUUCGACGUCGACGCCGAGGCGGGAAAGCGAGGCAUCUACCACCGAUACUGCAUCGAGAGAGCGGCGGCCCAUAGCGCCGACGUCUUCACCACCGUGUCGCACAUCACCGCGUUCGAGAGUGAGCAUCUGCUCAAGCGGAAGCCGGACGGGGUGCUGCCCAACGGGUUGAAUGUUAAGAAGUUCUCCGCGGUGCACGAGUUCCAGAAUCUGCACUCCCAAUCCAAGGAGAAGAUCAAUGACUUUGUUCGGGGUCACUUCUAUGGCCACAACGACUUUGAUCUGGACAAUACCCUCUAUGUCUUCACGGCCGGUCGGUAUGAGUUCCGGAACAAAGGCGUCGACAUGUUCAUCGAGAGUUUGGCCCGCCUCAACCACCGCUUGAAAGCCAGCGGAUCGAAGACCACGGUGGUCGCCUUUGUGAUCAUGCCCGCGCAGACCUCCUCGCUGACCGUGGAGGCGCUCAAGGGCCAGGCCGUCGUCAAGUCCUUGCGGGACACCAUCGAGAUGAUGGAAAAGGGCAUCGGCAAGCGGAUGUACGAGCGUUGCUUGGCUUGGAAAGAGGGCGACAACAUGCCCGAUGAGAAGGAUUUGAUCACCAGCCAGGACCGUGUGCUGUUGCGCCGCCGCCUGUUCGCCAUGAAGCGUCAUGGUCUGCCUCCGAUCGUGACCCACAACAUGCUCAAUGAUAGUGAAGACCCGAUUCUGAACCAAAUCCGCCGGGUCCAGCUCUUCAACUACCCGACCGAUCGCGUCAAGAUCGUGUUCCAUCCCGAGUUCCUGAACUCUUCCAACCCCGUCUUGCCCUUGGAUUACGAUGACUUUGUCCGGGGUACCCAUCUCGGCGUUUUCCCCUCCUACUAUGAGCCCUGGGGCUACACCCCCGCCGAGUGUACCGUGAUGGGCGUCCCCAGCAUCACCACCAAUCUCUCCGGCUUUGGCUGCUACAUGGAAGAGUUGAUCGAGAACUCGGCCGACUACGGAAUUUACAUCGUGGAUCGUCGUAUGAAGGGCGUCGAUGACUCGGUCAACCAACUGACCGACUUCAUGUUCAACUUCACCCAGAAGAGCCGCCGGCAGCGGAUCAACCAGCGGAAUCGCACGGAACGGUUGAGCGAUCUCCUGGACUGGAAGAGGAUGGGAAUGGAGUAUGUCAAAGCCAGACAGUUGGCUCUCAGAAGAGCUUAUCCUUCAUCCUUUGAUGGCACCGAGGACUACUACGAUGUCAUUGGAGGAACGGAACAGAAGCUCUCGCGGCCCCUGUCCGUGCCUGGGUCUCCCCGCGAUCGGUCCGGCGUGAUGACUCCCGGUGAUUUUGCAACGAUCCAGGAAGUCAAGGAAGGGCUGAGCACGGAAGACUACAUUGCCUGGCGUCUACCUAACAGCGAGGAGGAAGAGCCCGAUGACCAUUACUUCCCGUUGACUCUGCGGACUAAGAAGGCUUCGGAUCGACCUUCGUCGCCGCUGGAUAGCAUCUCGAUCAACGGUGGCCGUUGA
This is a messenger RNA of Aspergillus clavatus NRRL 1, 2142 nucleotides long. Its product is annotated as glycogen [starch] synthase. Gene Ontology annotation, biological process: glycogen biosynthetic process. The record is from RefSeq and is a predicted model, not a curated record. Gene Ontology annotation, cellular component: cytoplasm. Lineage: Eukaryota; Fungi; Ascomycota; Eurotiomycetes; Eurotiales; Aspergillaceae. The coding region runs from base 1 to 2142 and encodes 713 amino acids. The transcript is spliced from 4 exons. Gene Ontology annotation, molecular function: alpha-1,4-glucan glucosyltransferase (UDP-glucose donor) activity.